Molecule: messenger RNA, 3676 nt
Organism: Electrophorus electricus (electric eel)
Lineage: Eukaryota; Metazoa; Chordata; Actinopteri; Gymnotiformes; Gymnotidae
Gene: rtn4rl1a
Product: reticulon 4 receptor-like 1a
Cellular component (GO): plasma membrane
Molecular function (GO): protein binding
Source: RefSeq, a predicted model, not a curated record
AGAGAGGAAACAUCUCACUGAGAGGUAGCCUAGCUCCUACCGGACGGAGCAUCUCACUGAGAGGUAGCCUAGAUACUACCGGACGGAGCAUCUCCGAAAUAGAAAUCCAAUCAGUGCACGGAAUUUUUCUUGGAUGUAUACGAUGCGCUCUGCCAAGUACUAGUUUGGCGUGUGUUUCUGCGGCGUUUGACGUUAUCGGACAUCUUCUAAUGUCAACAUUUGAACCCUAUAAUUUGUCUAUUUGUAAUUACUGAAGUAGGUUGAGGAAGCGGACGGACUGUUGUGCAUUGGACAUUAUCUUCAUAUCUAUUCGGAAUCAUUUUCUUUCAGAUUUAUGUUCCUCGAGGAUCUGAAGAUUUUGUGAGGUUUCCGUUUCAGGAUGCUUCCCAUUUUAUUUUCUACCUGAGACCUGGGACAAGACAGUUCUUAUGCUUUAGGUGAUCCAGAUCUCCACCCAGUCAACGCACGCUGAAGACAGCGCGAAUGCUAUAACUUUGGCCAUAUUGGACGCGGAGUAGCCCUUUACAGUGCAAGAGCAAAUAUGACACGUAUAUUUUGACGGGAAUUCGCAGCAAAGGGUCACGCCAUUUUCAUAAUGUUUAAGCGAGGCUGUGGUCUGGAGUUCCUCUUGGUGUUGUGUGGGCUGGAGCUAUCGCAGGCGUGUCCACGCCACUGCAUCUGCUACAGCUCCCCCAGCACCGUCAGCUGCCAGGCGCACAACUUCCAGGUGGUCCCCGAGGGCAUUCCAGCACAGAGCGAGCGCGUCUUCCUGCAGAACAACAAGAUCCAGCGCCUUCUCCAGGGCCACUUCAGCCCCACCACCGUCAUGCUGUGGCUCUACUCCAACAACAUCUCCUACAUUCAGCCUUCCACUUUCACAGGCUUCACCCGCCUGGAGGAGCUCGAUCUGGGCGACAACCGUCACCUAGGCUCCCUGGCUGCCGACACCUUCCAGGGCCUGGGGCGCCUCCACGCGCUCCACCUGUACCACUGCGGCCUCCUGAGCCUGCCCGCCGGCCUAUUUGAUGGCCUGCACAAUCUGCAGUACCUUUAUCUACAGGACAACGAGCUGGAGUUCCUGGAGGACGACAUGUUUGUGGACCUGCUGAACCUCAGCCACCUCUUCCUCCAUGGCAACCGUUUGUGGAGCCUCCACCAGAACACAUUCCGUGGUCUGGGAACUCUGGACCGCUUGCUUCUGCACCAGAACCGGCUCCAGUGGAUCCAUCACCUGGCCUUCCACGACCUGCGGCGCCUGACCACGCUCUACCUGUUCAACAACUCGCUGCCAGAGCUGGCUGCUGAGAGCUUGGCCAUGCUGCCUGCGCUGGAGUACCUGCGCCUCAACGACAACCCGUGGGAGUGCGACUGCAAGGUUGUGCCACUCUGGGAUUGGCUGCGGCGUUUCCGAGGCUCCACUUCUUCGGUGGUGUGCGUUGUACCACCCGGGUUGGCGGGAAAGGAUCUGAAGCAUGUGAAGAAAGAGGAGCUUCCUGCCUGCACAGGCUCCGAGUCGCUGCACCAGAGCAAGUCAAGCCAGGGAGACGUCGGGGUGUCGCUGAAGAAGGACCAUCAUCACCGCUCACACCAUCACCACCCCCACCUGCCACACAAAGACCAGCACUUCCCUACAUCCUCGUCAUCCCUCCCAGCGCCCCCAAAGGCAGGACGAAACAGGACCUGCACGAGAUACCGUGGCCGGAAGGGCAAAGGUCAGAAUGAGUUGUACAGUUUUAAGGACAUGGACAGUAAGGAGGUGGGAGACAAAUAUGACCCUUCAAGUCCAGAUGGUUCCCCGCAGAGGCGAAAGAACAAGUGUAUCCCAAGGACCUCGGUCGGACCUCCUAUUGGGGUUCAGAGAGCCAAUAAAGCACUAAUGCUUCAAGCCUGUUCCCUCCUCACUCCUCUCAGCCUGGUAGUUCCUCUCAUAACCUUUAUACUGCGCUGAGGCAGGACAGCCUUGUGUUUAUGGUUAUACUCCACUAUUAACGCAAUCCUAAAUGUACUCUGGCUCCUACACAGGUAUGCGUGGAAGUGUGUGUGUGAGUAUGUAUGGGUGUAUGUCUGUCUUCUUAUGUAUGGUGAUAAAACUCGUGUUUUAUGUGGUAAGCCUCUGUUGUGGAACAGAUGGCAGAUAUAACUAAAUAAUGAGCCUAAAAUUAAAUAUGAUAUUAAGAAAAAAUCAGUUCUCUCAGUUUAUGAUGUGGUAGAGUCCAAACCUCUGGCCAUCCUUUGCCUGAGCACUGGAUAAGCCCUGUAGACUCUCUCCCCAUGUUUCUGAUCUAACACACUUCAGACCCCAGGCCAUAAUAGCAUACCACAUAUUCUGUAACAGGCGAUGAGCAGUGUAAGCUUUGCACACAAGCUGACCUACCUUGUCCUGCAGGCUCAUUAGCGCCCCACCAUGGUCUGGAGAGUGAGUAAGAUCUUCUCCCCUUUGAGACACUGGGCCUUCAGUUCAUGGACAUGCUGAUGCUCACCACUCUCAGCAGGGUGAAGUGUGUGGGCGGGGCAAACCAAAUAUUAACACGGGGAUGUUCAGGUGUGCAUUUGUGCUGACUAAUUGGCCUGUCAGCAUUAAAGGGAGAGUGCUUAACUCUCUUUAUCUUAAAUGGAGCAAACGGCCAUAUGGAAGCUAAGUUCAUAUGGGGUUGGCUUGUUUUGUCCUUGUAUUUCAUUACAAUUUGCAGAAUACUUGCUUAUUUCCUAAGCACAUUGAAGUCUGUUGAUCUUAAGCUGCUAGUGGGGCAUGAACUUUCAGCUGGAGAGGUACUACAUACCAGGGACUUUGUCUUUCUGUCUUGUUUGCUUAACUGUGGGUUUGUGUGCUGUGCAAAAUGUUCAUAUUAGAGCCAGUGAGCAGAUGGAAGUUAAAGGGGUGAUGAGGUCAGAUAUGGCUCACCCAUUGAAGUUUAUACUAUCAUUAUGAUACAUGGGGCUUCUCCAUGUCAUUGCUCACUGGGAAAUCCAUCUACACCAAUCGCACAUCACAGUCAAAGGAAUCUACAGGAGAGCCCAGUAGGAAGAAACCAUUCCCUGCAAAGGGGAAGAAAAAACUAUAUCUACACAAACACUUCUUCAGCGGAGCAACAGGGUGAGCAAAUGUACAGGGACUAAAUGUGUAUUUAUCAGAUAUUCCUCGACUGUGCUUCUGACCAUAGGAAGUAUGACUGCUGCUGGAAAGUUGCUAAAAUGAGUGAGAAAACUGCCAGCACCUCCACUGGACUGGAGGACUUACAGCACUUUCCCAGCCCAGUGUCUUUGUUCCCUCAAGGACUAUUCUACUCAUAGAGAUUUAUACUAAAAAGAAACUGAUAUUACUCCAAACUGACUGUCAUUGUGAGCAUUAAUUUCUUGGAGAACAGCAGUUGUUCUUGUUCAUGUACUAAAAGAAGAAAAAGAAAAUGGCUGCGUAUCUGUUUGUCUCCACAAGGCAAAGGGAGGGAUUUUUGUAUCCAUCCAUUUCUCUUUUUUUUUGUUGUCCAUUGUUAUAAUUUCAGAAGUAGAGUACACUGUGCCGUCACCACCUUCUCAACCAGCUUCAUCCUUGUCCUGUUCUUUUUCUCUUUCUCUUUGCUUACUCUUGGUCGCUCGAACUUUUCGUCCAUUGUUCUCAAACAUCACCAGACUGCAGAAGCCUGUUUCUAAAGACCAUUAAAAAGAAAGUGUGGUUUUA